GAGAUAAUACCGCAUUGAAGUAAAUUGGUAGGGAGUUGAGGGUACUGAAGGUUUUCCAGAGGGAUUUACCACUACCACCUGGUAAUAAUAAAAAAGAAAUAAAUAAAAAAAGCUCAAACCAGCCUAUUUUUUUUUUUGUCAUGAUUCUAUCUGUACAAGUUUGAAGCUUUAACAACUUAUCUGGCGUAACAGUCACUGCAUCAGGGUGAAAAAAAAAAAAUAAAAAAUAAGAAAAAAAAUAUAUAUAAUAAUAAAAAGACAAGGCCUAAGUUUGCAGCAUCGUUAUACACCACUUUGAAAAGCUUUCUCUUCCGUCUCUUUUAUAUUUCACCCUUUUUACCCCACUACUUAUUUCAAAGUAUUUCCUCUACUAUUUCCCCGCUUCAUCAAAAACCCCCAAUAAUCUGCAAGUUUUGCAAAUUUUCCACGAAGAACUCCAGUCGUUCGACAAGCCUCAACGUGAAUUGUAUCUAUAUUUAUUUAUUUAUUUAUUUAUUUGUAUCUUCAAUAUUAAUUUUAAAUAUAUUAUUCUUUGUCAAAUUAAAUAUUAAUUAAAGCUUUUUAAUUUUAGUUUAUUUUGGUGAAUUCAAUAAAAUAUUAUGGAAUUAUCUUCAUGAUGAUGUACCACGAUUAUUGAUAAAACAAAGUGAUGGCAAAUCACUUUGAAAUUGGCAUUAUUGCCAAAUCAAAAUAUCAAUUUUUGAUUUUAAUAUUUAUCAGCUAUUUUAUAAACAAUGUAUGGAGUUUAGAAUUUUUUGAAUUAUUACCAGAAGAUCCAAAAUUAUAUGACAAAAUGAGACCACCAAAAAAAGAUGGACAACCAACAACUGUACAUUUUCAUGUGACUGUUAUGGGUCUUGAUUCAAUUGAUGAAAAUUCAAUGACUUAUGCAGCUGAUAUUUUUUUCGCUCAAACAUGGAAGGACAAUAGGCUGAGAUUACCAGAGAAUAUGACAUCAGAGUAUAGAUUAUUAGAAGUUGAUUGGCUGAAGAAUAUGUGGAGACCAGAUUCAUUUUUUAAAAAUGCAAAAUCAGUUACAUUUCAAACGAUGACAAUACCAAAUCACUAUCUAUGGCUGUACAAAGAUAAAACAAUUCUUUACAUGGUCAAAUUGACCCUAAAAUUAUCGUGUGCAAUGAAUUUUUUAAUUUAUCCACAUGAUACACAAGAGUGUAAGCUGCAGAUGGAAAGUCUGUCACAUACUACGGAUGAAAUGGUAUUCCAGUGGGAUCCAGAUGUACCACUCGUUGUUGAUGAUAACAUUGAGUUGCCCCAAUUGCAACUUAUCAAAAAUGUCACAGCUGAUUGUACACAAGUUUAUUCUACAGGUAAUUUUACGUGUUUAGAAGUUAUUUUUACUCUUAAACGUCGUCUUGGUUAUUAUCUUUUUCAUACAUAUGUUCCAACUUGUUUAAUUGUCAUCAUGUCGUGGGUAUCAUUCUGGAUAAAACCAGAGGCAGCACCAGCUCGUGUUACUUUGGGUGUAACAUCACUACUGACUUUGUCAACUCAACAUGCCAAGAGUCAAGCAUCAUUACCUCCAGUUUCAUAUCUAAAAGCCGUUGAUGCAUUUAUGUCUGUUUGUACGAUAUUUGUUUUUAUGGCUUUGAUGGAAUAUUGUCUUGUUAAUAUUGUUCUUGGAGACUCUGAAGCACCAGUUGUUAAACCACCACCUCCAAAACCAACUACAUCAACAUCGACUGGAGUUACUGGUGAUUCGAAACUUGAUAAAAUAUUUGAUAUUGCAUCAAAGGAAAAUGCAAUGCUGUUAUCUGGACGUUCACAGAAAUCAACAGCUACACCACCACCAGGUCCAACACCAGCUCAACGUGCACGUCUUCGAGCUUUAAAUAUUGAUCGUGCAUCAAGAGUAGGAUUUCCGUUUCUUUUUACAGCACUUAACGUAACUUAUUGGAUCAUGUUCUGGAAAUACGUCUAGUAUAUUCGUUUAAAAAUUUAGUAAAUUUAAAAUUAAAUUUUUAAUAAUUAUAUAAAUUGUAAAAAUCGAAAUAAGAUUUAAAAAAAAGGCAUCUGCCGUCCGAUUAUAAAAAUGUUUAAAUAAAUUUAUUAAUUUUGUUUUUUUUUUUUUUUAAAUUAAACAAAUUAAAAUAUUUAAAAUGUUUAAAAAAAUUUAAUGUUUGGCUUUGUAAAAAAAAUGAAAAGAUAAAUUUGCAAAAAAUAAUUAUAUUCAACAAAAAUUAUUAGAUAUAAAUUUCAUCAGUUUAAUUAAUUUAAAAAUAAUAAUAAAUAUAAAAAUAAAUUU
Molecule: messenger RNA, 2263 nt
Organism: Aphidius gifuensis
Lineage: Eukaryota; Metazoa; Arthropoda; Insecta; Hymenoptera; Braconidae
Gene: Hiscl1
Product: glycine receptor subunit alpha-2
Exons: 9
Coding region: 650-1939 (429 amino acids)
Biological process (GO): chloride transmembrane transport; signal transduction; chemical synaptic transmission
Cellular component (GO): synapse; membrane; neuron projection
Molecular function (GO): extracellular ligand-gated monoatomic ion channel activity; transmembrane signaling receptor activity; neurotransmitter receptor activity
Source: RefSeq, a predicted model, not a curated record